GUCUCUCCUGGAUUUUUUGUCCUAAUGGGGAUUCCCGGUCUGGAAGCUGCCCACUUCUGGAUUGCCUUCCCCUUCUGUUCCAUGUACUUGGUCACCUUGCUGGGGAACUUCACCAUCCUCUUUGUGGUCAAGAGGGAGCCAAGCCUUCACUUGCCCAUGUACUAUUUCCUUUGCAUGCUGGCCAUCCUUGACUUGGUGCUGUCCACCUCCACUGUGCCCAAGAUCCUUGGCAUCUUCUGGUUCCACUCCCACACUAUUGGCUUCAAAGCCUGCAUCAUCCAGAUGUUCUUCAUCCAUGGUUUCUCAGCUGUGGAAUCCGGGGUGCUGCUCGCAAUGGCCUUUGACCGCUACAUGGCUAUCUGUGCCCCCCUACGCUACACCACCAUUCUCACCAGCUCCACCAUUGCCAAGAUUGGGUGUGCGGCCUUCAUGAGGGGCAUCGGCUUUAUGACGCCUUUGACUUGCAUGGUGAGCCAUCUGCCUUACCAUGGGCCCAAUGUCAUCGCCCAUUCCUAUUGCGAGCACAUGGCGGUGGUCAAGCUGGCCUGUGGAGAUACCGCACCCAACAACAUCUAUGGGAUCACUGCCGCUACCUUCGUGGUGGGCUCAGACUCAAUUCUAAUUGCCAUCUCCUAUGCACUUAUUCUUAGGGCAGUCAUGGGUCUCUCCUCUAAGGAGGCUCGACAGAAAUCCUUUGGAACUUGUGGCUCCCACAUCUGUGUCAUCCUGAUCUUCUACACCCUUGCCCUUUUCUCCUUUUACACACAACGCUGGGGGCACCAUAUCCCUGCACACAUCCACAUCUUAUUGGCUGACCUCUAUCUCCUGGUGCCCGCCAUGCUCAACCCCAUCAUCUACGGCAUGAAAACCAAGCAAAUCCGGGUGAAAGUACUGAAGCCAUUCUACCCCAAAGGGCUCCAAGCUGGGUCUUGGCUCAUAGAAUCGUAG
Molecule: messenger RNA, 948 nt
Organism: Rhineura floridana
Lineage: Eukaryota; Metazoa; Chordata; Lepidosauria; Squamata; Rhineuridae
Product: olfactory receptor 52P1-like
Exons: 2
Coding region: 25-948 (307 amino acids)
Biological process (GO): G protein-coupled receptor signaling pathway
Cellular component (GO): membrane
Molecular function (GO): olfactory receptor activity; G protein-coupled receptor activity
Source: RefSeq, a predicted model, not a curated record